Molecule: messenger RNA, 2596 nt
Organism: Schistocerca piceifrons (Central American locust)
Lineage: Eukaryota; Metazoa; Arthropoda; Insecta; Orthoptera; Acrididae
Product: glutathione S-transferase theta-3-like
Exons: 11
Coding region: 912-2240 (442 amino acids)
Biological process (GO): glutathione metabolic process
Cellular component (GO): cytoplasm
Molecular function (GO): glutathione transferase activity
Source: RefSeq, a predicted model, not a curated record
AUCACACAUAAAACAGUGUCCAUUGUCAACAUCAGAGAUGCGAUUGCGGUAUUGCAGGGUUUCGAUGUAUUUACGUUUAUCCGUAAACAAAUAUGCUGCCACAUUUUUCGUAUCGUAGGUAACAUGUGUUUUAUAACUUAUAGGGCGCAGCAAUCAGUCGUCCUUUUUAUGCAGGUUUUAUUUGGCAAAUCCAGAUUUGGCCUUGUGCCUAGCCAUUAUCAGUGCACUAUUUUCUAGUCUCAAUGCAUGUCAGUUCCCUGUUGUUCGGGCGUCACAGUUCUUGAUUCAAAGAACUAGACCAGAAAAUGGUGCAUUGAUAAUGGCUAGGCGCUAGCCGAAGUCUGGAUUACCCAACGAGUUAAAAUUUUAACUCGUUGGGAUUACCCAAAUAAAAUCUGCAAAAAAUGGACGACUGAUUGCUGCGCUCUAUAAUUUAUAAAUCAUAUCACAGCUACUGAGUGCACCCACGUUCCUAAUGGAAGGUAACCUGAUAUUAUGUGUUUGUUCAUAUUGGAACUCACAUGUAAAAAGAAAAAAAAUUGUAAAUAGUUCGCAGCAUAGGUCAUUGAAUGUAAUGACGCCUCUCAUUGGGUGGCACAAUCAAUCGGUACCCGAACCGCAGUUCCUUAACGGUACCAAAACAUCAUCGACGCGUAAACAAACGAUUAAAAUGUUGACGUCGUUGCAAACGGACCGGUGACGAAGGAUAAAUCUCACUAACUGCAACCUGGACUUUGAACAGUAAAGUGGAGGGGACACGGUAACGAAAACAAUUUACAGAGAAAUCGUAUCAGUUGUGUCGUGAGAUCUGGAAAGAAGAAAACAUCCCCGGCUUUUCAAGUAAGAUUUCAGAACAACAGCACAGCCUACAAUUUUUGUCAUAUUUGUAACGUGACUUAAAGAAACAAAUAAUGUCAUUAAAAUUUUACUUUGAUAUUUUCUCGCAACCAUCUCGAGCAGUACUUCUCUUUCUGAAAUUAAACAAGAUACCAUUCGAGCCUAAGAAGAUAAAUUUACUGAGAGGGGAACAUUACAGUGAAGAAUAUGCUACGAUAAAUCCAUUUCAGAAAGUUCCAGCUGUUGUACAUGGCAACUUUGCACUUUCUGAAAGUGUGGCCAUCUUACGCUAUCUCUGUCGAGAAUUUGAAGUUGCCGAUCACUGGUAUCCAAAGGACAGCAAGGCACAGGCAAGAGUUGAUGAAUACCUUGAAUGGCAGCACAUUGAAAUUCGAGCCAACUUAGUGAACUACUUCCGAACAAAGUUUUUGCUUCCUGUGGUGACUGGAAGACCAGCAGAUGUGAAAAAAGUAGCACAGUACGAGAAGAAAGUAACUGAUGUUCUUAAUAUACUCGAGGAUACAUGGCUCAGUGAAAGAAAGUAUUUAGGAGGAGACAAAGUGAGCAUUGCUGAUCUUUUAGGAGCUUGUGAGCUUGAACACCUUAAAAUGGCAGGAUAUAAUCCACAAGACAAUCGCCCCAAGGUUUCAGCUUGGUUAAACAAGUUGAAAGAAGAAUUAAACCCACAUUAUGAAGAGGUUCAUGUCCUUGUUAAUCAUAUAGCAGAAAAACAUAAGGGGGUCCCACCCAGCUCACCUGACAAGCUAUCCAGUAUCUGUGACUUGUUGACUGCCAUCUCUGCCACUCCUAACUUCGUGGGUGAGCAGUUUAGUGAAGAAUUCGCUAAACUUAAUCCAAUGAAAAAGGUUCCUGUGAUCAAGGAUGGAGAGUUCACAUUGACUGAAAGUGUAGGUAUUUUACGGUACUUGUGCCGAGAGAAAAAUGUUCCUGACCAUUGGUACCCAGCAGACAGUAAAAAGCAAGCAAGAGUUGAUGAAUACCUCGAGUGGCAACAUACAAACACAAGGAGUAACUGUGCACUUUAUUUUUUGAAUAAGUUUAUGCUUCCAGGAAUCAAAGGAACGCCACCUAAUCCUGAAACAGUGGCUAGACGAGAACGAAAAAUGGUAGAAACAUUGAAUGAAGUAGAAGAGAUCUGGCUGAACAACAAAUCAUAUUUGGCUGGAGACAAAAUCAGUAUUGCUGAUCUUCUUGGAGCAUGUGAGAUUGAGCAAACUAGAAUGGCAGGCUACAAUCCUUGUGAGGGGCGUCCAAAACUUGCUGCCUGGUUAGAGCGAGUUCGUCAUGACACACUUCCGCAUUAUGACUCAGUUCAUGCAAUAGUUAGAAAGGUAACAGAGAAGUAUGGAGGUGUGGCACCUGCUUCCUUCUCAAAGCUGUGAUAUUGAAUAACAAAUUCUAACAUUGAAAAAUAAUGGUACAUGGAUUUAUUUUUAUCUUUAGACUGACUAACGUUUCGGUUAUUGAGCACUGUAUGUAACAACAGACUACUUAAAGUAUUCAAAAAUUAUAUGGGUUGUUAUGCCACAAUAAAAAAGUUUAUUGGCUUAUUAUAAUGUUACACUGGGUUGUAGGGCCUUGUUUAUAAGAAUAUGUAGUUGAUUCCAUAGGUGCUAACAUCUGUGGAGUUGAUGUUUGCACUAUUUUUGUAGUUUUAAAUACCUAAACAGAAAAUAUACUCAGUUGAAGCAUAAUUUUGUAUCAGUGAAAUAAAGUUUUAUGCAAUACUUCUGCAAUA